Messenger RNA from Gadus chalcogrammus (walleye pollock), 5821 nucleotides. Its product is annotated as roquin-1-like. The record is from RefSeq and is a predicted model, not a curated record. NCBI's taxonomy places the organism in Eukaryota, Metazoa, Chordata, Actinopteri, Gadiformes, Gadidae. Gene Ontology annotation, molecular function: metal ion binding.
CGUUGUCGAGUUGACACCCUCCCCAAACCUCAGCAGCACCAAAGCUGCAUAGUCGACAUGGCGACUAAGAAAAUACAGCAUCACAUUGCUAAAGAAAGAUGAAAAUCUUCCAAGUUUUUUGGAACGACAUUCGUCAUGUGAUGUGAUCUAAUAUCCACAAUGUGUGAGGACAUUUGAGAACGAUUGAGUUCGGAAGAAGUUUUUCUUGAUUCCAGUGGAAUCUUCCAUAUAUUAUUUUAUUUUUCCUCUGUGUAUAAAUACAGACACAGCCGGCUAAAUCCAGCCCCCCCCCCCAAAUCCCUAACAGUCACACCCAUCACUAUUUAACCAUGCCAGUUCAAGCCCCACAAUGGACGGAGUUCCUGCUGUGCCCGAUCUGCACGCAGACUUUUGAAGAGACGGUUCGUCGGCCUAUUAGUUUGGGCUGUGGACAUACUGUCUGCAAGAUGUGCCUGAAUAAACUGCACCGGAAGGCCUGUCCAUUUGACCAGACAGCCAUCAGCACAGACAUCGAGCAGCUACCUGUUAACACAGCACUGCUUCAGCUGGUGGGAGGACAGGUUCCUAAGGCCCAGCCAGUCGCCUUGAUCACCAGUCCGGAGGACUCUCAGCACUAUGAGGAGGCCAGACAAUGUGUGGAGGAGCUGGCCCUCUACCUUAAGCCCCUCAGCAACACCAGAGGGGUGGGUCUGAGCAGCACCGCCCAGAGCAUGCUGAGCAGGCCGAUGCAGCGGAAGCUGGUCACCCUGGUGCACUGUCAGCUGGUGGAGGAGGAGGGCCGCGUCAGGGCCAUGCGAGCGGCCCGCUCCCUGGGCGAGCGCACCGUCACCGAGCUCAUCCUGCAGCACCAGAACCCCCAGCAGCUCUCCUCCAACCUGUGGGCUGCCGUCCGUGCCAGAGGCUGCCAGUUCCUGGGCCCAGCCAUGCAGGAGGAGGCUCUCAAGCUGGUUCUGCUCGCUCUGGAGGACGGCUCGGCUCUGUCCAGGAAGGUGCUGGUCCUGUUUGUGGUCAGGCGGGUGGAGCCCCGCUUCCCAGGCGUCCAGAAGACCAGCAUCGGCAGUGUGGUUCAGCUCCUCUACCUAACACGGGCCUCCUGCUUCAAGGUGACCAAGCGCGACGAGGACUCGUCCCUCAUGCAGCUGAAGGAGGAGUUUCGUACGUACGAGGCCCUGCGACGUGAGCAUGACUCCCAGAUUGUGCAGAUCGCCAUGGAAGGGGGUCUGCGCAUCGCCCCCGACCAAUGGUCCUCGCUGCUCUACGGAGACCAGUCCCACAAGUCCCACAUGCAGUCCAUCAUCGAUAAGUUGCAGACCCCGGCCUCCUUCGCCCAGAGUGUCCAGGAGCUGACCAUUGCGCUCCAAAGGACAGGAGACCCAGCCAACCUGAACAGGCUGAGGCCCCAUCUGGAACUACUGGCAAAUAUUGACCCCAGCCCUGACGCCCCUCCUCCAACGUGGGAGCAGCUGGAGAAGGGUCUGGUGGCGGUGAAGACGGUGGUGCACGGCCUGGUGGACUUCAUCCAGAACCACAGCAAGAAAGGAGCGGACCCACAGCAGCCUCCCCAGCACAGUAAGUACAAGACGUACAUGUGUCGCGACAUGAAGCAGAAGGGGGGCUGUCCCCGCGGAGCGAGCUGCACCUUCGCCCACUCUCAGGAAGAGCUCGAGAAGUACCGCAAGAUGAACAAGCGCCUUGCGGCUCGUCUCCCCGGCUCGGGGGGGCUGAUGGCGGACGACGGUCUCCCCAUGGACGUGGCGGUCACGCGGAAGCCGUCCCCCCUCCCCAACGGCAGCGCCCUGGGGCCCUCCAUGCCCCAGCUGGUGGCCCGCGGCACCGAGGCCUACGACCUGCUGCGCAAGCCCCUCAAGAUGGACGGGGGUAGUGCCCCCGGCUCGCCGCCCGACCCGCACGACGGCAUGGGGAAGCCCGGCAUGUCUCUUCCACCCCACCCCAUGGCCCACGGCAGGCUCCCGGCGGACCACCUGUCCGGGGUGAAGCAGAUGCCCGUGGUUCCCCGGGGCUCGCCCAUGUACCCCCCUCAGCAGCAGCAGCAGCAGAUGGCCGAGAUGUACUACCCGGACACGCGCCCGCCGCCCUCCUCCUCGCAGUACGAGUCCUCGCAGUACCCCACAGGUUACCCGUACCAGCAGCCGCCUCCCCAGUACGUCCCCCGGAACUACAUCCGCAACGCCCCGCCGCCCCCGGACUCGGCGGGGGCCCCCUACCAGGACCCCUACCCCGGCUACGGCCCGCCGGAGCGCCCCUACCAAGCCCCGCACUCCGGCCCCCCCUUCUCCUAUCCCCCGCCUCACUACGACAACCGCGGCCGCCACGGCUCCUACCAGGCCCCCCCGCCUCCCCCCCAGCCCUACCCCUCCCAGAGGGACGACAUGGUCCGGAUGAGCCCGGCGCCGAUGGACGGGCCGCCGCCGUCGGGGGGGCCGGGCGGCUCGCUCUACCACCAGGAGCCCGGCCCCCGGGAACGCUACCCCUCCGAGGGGUACUACCCCCCGGCCAACCCGCCUCCACCCAUGAGGGCGUAUCCCAGGGACCCGUCGUACGGCCGCUCCCAGCCCAGCCUGGACUACCUGCACCGCCGCCGCCAGGAGCUGCUCUCCCAGCUGGAGGAGAGGAAGGUCAUCUCCCCCCCGCCCUUCGCUGCCUCCCCCACCCUCUCCCACCCCUACCCCAGCGACUACCUGCCGGAGUACGGCGAUGAUGGCUCCAAAGCGUUCGGCAAGGCGGACUACGCGGCCCAGUACUCCCCCUGGUCAUGUGACACCAUCACCUCGUACAUCGGCACCAAGGACGCCAAGCCCAAAGACGUCAUGGCCCCUGGCGCCAUGGAGAUGAUGAAUGUGGAGGCCAAGGGUCUCCGGGACCCCUCGUUGGAGGCCCCGCGUCGGGGCGGCGAGGUGAAGGACGACGACCCCAUCAUCCCCUUCGGCCCCCAGCCCACCGUGUCGCGCUUCGGCGCCAUCUCCCGCACCACCAAGACGGGCUACCCCGUGCAGGCCAUGGCCGCUGCCGCCCAGAACCCCAGCUCCAAACACCUAGCCAUGGCUGCCGAGUACUCCUAUGGGAACCACGGAGGCUGGAGCGCCGGCUCCUACCCCUCGCACCAGGCCGGCUCCUCCACCUCGUCCUCCUCUCAGGGACACUUCAGUGAACGCCUGCCCAUGGCGGCCCCAGACCGAGAGCAGAUGGAGCUGCAGAUGGAGCUGCAGCAGGUCAACCAGCAGAUCAGUCAGCAGACGCAGAUGCACAACAUGGAGGCUGCCAGUAACUCCAUGUUGCUGCAGAGGGAAGCCAGUGCUCAGGCUGGCCACCCGGGGCAGCCCGGCCAGAGCCAGGGGUCCCAGCAGCAGCACCAGCAGCAGCAGGGCAAGUGGCCAGCAGGUGGCAACGGCAACACCACCGUCUCCAGCAAGCAGCUCAGCCUGGAGCUGGACCACGUGGAGAGGGAGAUCGGGAAGAGGACCCGGGAGAUGGCCAUGGACAGCCAGGUGGCCCACGAGGUGCAGCAGUACAAGAUGAAGGCGGCGGAGAACGGCCAGCCCGACCACAAGACCCAGCUGGAGGAGAUCUCCAUGGCGCUCGGUGAGGUGUCCAACGGUUCGAGCAGUCUGCAGGAAAAUGCGGUGGGCGGUUCCAUGAUCUCGCUGACCAAUAAGACGUCUUCGCUGAGCAUGUGCUCCGACCAGGGAGCCGGUCCAUCAGAGAUGCAGAAGAAUGGUGUUGUCCAUUCCUGCUCCUAAGAACACACCACACACACAUACACACAUACACACAUACACACACUGAUGCGCUCAAUUGAAAAGCAUGCACAGGCACACACAUACACAUGUUUUAUUUAGAGGAUGAGCAGUAUCUGCCGUGAUAUGAAUUUUCUUUCUUUUUGUUCUGUGAAUGAGCUUUUUUAAAUGACUUUCAUUGCCUGGAAACCAGGGCAUUUGAUAACAUUUCUUGUUCUUCUUUUUGUUUUCGUUUGUUUUUAUUUACUGGGACUGCUGGUUGAACUAGGAUCUCGACAUGCGUGCGGCAAAAGGAAAUUGGUGGUGGUGAUAUCGGUUGUUGUGACAGACACGGGUUCGAAAAAGGCUAGAUACUAAUUUAUCUUCUAACCAAUUAGGAAUUAGACAAUUUGCCACCUUUGCUGUGUAAUGUAAUUGUCGCAAUAGAUCAACAAAAAAAAUUAUUGAACGGCGGGAGCAUCCGCUACACUACAGUGUGGUCACGUGGUAUUUAUCGCCAGAUCACACGACAACCUGUUGUCCAUCGUAUCCCAUAGUUAACCUAUAAACUCGCAACGGACCACUAUGAAAUGAGCGUCGGAUAAAAGGUGAGUUUAUCGGAAGCCAGGAACCACCCACCCCCCCGCCCACGUCAUUGGAAACGCACGACUGGCCAGAAGAGGGUUUUGUCUGAGGAGGGAAACGCAGUUUAACGGAACGCUCAUCACCAUAUUGCCCAAAAUGCCAACCAUUCAGCCUAGAGUGAGAGGGGGGUCACACUACGGAGCCAGAGGGAGGGGGGACGCCAUGCGCCCCACGUCCCUCUCAAACCACCUGGAGAAGCCUGACUUAAGUGCAUUUUAUGACUACAUCUUAACGUCUGUUUCAUAAUUGAAAAGCAGUAUAUUAUAUAUUUAACCGAAGCAUUCUGUUUUAAAGAUUGCCGAAAAAGAAGAAGAGGAAGAAGAAUAGAAAUCCUUUUUGAUAACGAGGUUUCCUCAUGUUUUCUAUAAGGGAACUUUACUUUUAUGCUUCUCCGGGUUGGUUGGGGGGGACGGGGAAUGGGGGACUUGGCACAGGGAUCCCCUUGUGCCUGCGCUGCCAAAACGGCGCUGGCGUAGUCUCCGUAGGCUCCCUGGGUUUGUUUUAUUUCUUGAAAACAGGCCUUAAUUGGGCUCAUAGAGAGACUGUAUGUGAGCAUCACUCUCUCUUUCUCUCCACUCUCCUCUCUCCCUCUCCCUCUCUCUCUGACGCGGUAGAACCUGUUUCCCUCCCCAGAGCGUCCCGUCUGGCCAGGCAAAAGGCCUCCCCAUUGGGAUUAUCUUGUUAUUAGUUCUCCUUAACUUCUAUGAAGUUGCGUUCCCUCGUGUUUUUGUUUAAAUUUGUUGUCAUGCUUUGCGUUUUGUCUCGACCUCGGCGGGGGAAUGGGUGGGGUCUGGCCGUGGCUUUUCCUGCAAAGGGUUCCCGCGGUCCAGACUCCUCAGGCCUUUCGCCGUCAUGCAGUAUAUAUACACACAGUUCAUGCAGUUGGACACAGGUUUUUUUUUUUUAAAGAUAGUUCCACUCAAGCCUUCCGGCCUCCCCAGUCUGCUCCGCCACAACCUGUUGCACAGCGAUUUCUAUAUUUGUACACUCGCGGAAGCCCUUCCUUGCAAUUUAAAUUAUUUGUAGCUCUACGUAUUUUUUCAAUUCAAAUGCAUAAUCCUGCGUAACGGCGUUGUUUACCGAGCAGAGGGGGGAGGUGAAGUUAAAAGUUUUUGUUUUGCCCGUGUCAUGAGUAGGCAUGUGGGGAAACAACCCUCGCUGUACUAGAGAUCCUGCUGACCCACAGCCCGCUAUCACCACCACUAGCGCCGUCCUCGUACCCCGGCCUGUACGCCGUUUACCACAGACGCUCCCGCUCCCGCGCUGUCUUUGCCUUUUUGUUAUUUUCUUCGCCUUCUAAGCGGCGUACGCGCCCGGGACGCCGGACGGUGACGAGUCGUCUCCCCCACCCCCCCCAAAACGACGAGCGAGUCCUCGUGCUCAAGACGGUUAAAUGUAGAACAUCAGGUGUGACUUGUUUUUCAAUUUAUAGUUUCUGCAAU